This is a messenger RNA of Marmota monax (woodchuck), 6132 nucleotides long. RefSeq names its product free fatty acid receptor 3 (gene Ffar3). Gene Ontology annotation, biological process: cellular response to fatty acid; G protein-coupled receptor signaling pathway. Lineage: Eukaryota; Metazoa; Chordata; Mammalia; Rodentia; Sciuridae. Gene Ontology annotation, cellular component: plasma membrane. Gene Ontology annotation, molecular function: G protein-coupled receptor activity. Bases 3760 to 4734 code for a protein of 324 amino acids. The transcript has 2 exons. The record is from RefSeq and is a predicted model, not a curated record.
AAGGGGCUUCUCCAGGCCCCAUGUCAGGGCUGCCCCAUCAGAACUGCUGGGCAGCCUUGCCAGGAGCCAUCCCCAGCGCCACGUGUGGGAAGAGCUAAACCUGGAGAGGACAACACCCCGUCCAGAGAGAGGAGUGGAGGCCAGGGGCUGGUACCUCCACAGUCAGCUUGCCUCCUGCCUCUGCCUCACUCCUCGCGUCCUUCCUGCCCACUAGGAGGAUGACGUCUGGCUUCUAAUCCGGAGGAACACCACCGUGCAAUGCUACCCUGCAGCCAUUUGUGAGGAAAGAACAUUUUAAUUUCUAAAGAAGAGAUGGAGGCACUAGCCAAGAUAAUGAGGCUGCCAUACCACUUGGAACUCACAAGGGGGCAGCAUUCGCACUGUGAAUGGGAAGCUGGCCCAGAAAAGAUGCUUGGUGAGAAGGGGCACAAGUCAGCCACCAUGCCCAGUGCUUUAUAAUGAGCAUUUUCUCAUUUUAUCCUCACACGACCCUCCCACUCCCUUUAUUUUUUAAGAGGCAGGGUCUGCUCUGUUGCCCAGGCUGGCCUUGAACUCUGUCCUUGAACUCUGGUGCUCAACCGAUCCUCCUGUCUCAGCCUCCCAAGAAGCUGGGACCAAGGUAUAUGCCACGGUGUCCAGAUCACACAACCCUUGGAUUUAGCCAGGUGACAUUGCACAGGGGCGACAGGCAGAGGGGACACACACUGACUACUAGCCCGUGCUGGGCUCACUAAGCCGUGUGCCUGCCUUGCUUCCAAUCAAGGGAAGGAGCCUCUCAUUUUAAUUUCAACAAAGACACCACCUGCUCCUCCAGUAGCGCCCCUUGGUGCAGGGUGGCACUCCCCCAAAAGGGUGCCUUAUCCGCUUGGCUCAGAAGGCCUGCAUGGGGUAGCCUCUGUUGGGGCCAGGUGUAUCACAUCUGGCCCAAGGAAACUUGCCCAAGGCUUAUAGCAAAGAAGAGGGAUGAGUCCGAUGUGAUCUUUCCAAGCAGGCUCCCCUGAGGGUCAGGGGAAAACCUGGAGUGUCAGGAUAAUACCUGUAUUGGUGACCCAUUUUGGGAAGGGUAAAGAGUGGCCCUCAAGGGGGAAGACAGAGAAAAGUAGCUGUAGAAGACCUGGGCAUCUGCUCUAAUGAGGGGAGGGAUGGGAAUCAAAUUUGUUCAAUAAUGCCACCGAUGUUCAUAGAGCCCCUAUGGGGCUAUGUGGCUGCCAUGUACAAACUGGGCUAUCCCAAUGGUCUCUUGGCACGCUUCAGUGUCUACAGGUGUCUAGAAGAGCGAUGGGCACAUCACAGGCACUCCAUAAAUGUUUGCUGAAUGAAAGAAUAAAUGCCCAUAAUAGCUCUCCAAAGAAUGUUCUAGAACCCUAUCUUAUAAAUAUGGAAACAGGCUAGAGAGGUUAAAUAACUUUUUACCAAAGUCAGAAAUAAACUCGGUCCCUGUGCAGGGGGGACAUCAGCAAAUUUUAGUAAAAACCCCAACUCCAGCCCAGGAGGCCCCUCUGCCCACCCUCACAGUGCCAGGGACAGCCUUGUAGUCUCGCUGCUCUGGAGCAUCAGCGAGGUGCUGGGCCGCUGCUCCCAGCGACCCGUGCUUCUUCCCACUUGGGGGAGAAUGCAGUUCCUGCCUGGUCCUGUGAGGCCCUGCAGGACUUGCCCCAGUUUCCUCUGUUCACCUUGAGCCCAGGAGGUCGAGUUAUAUAUCAGCCUUUCUUCUGGCAUGUUCUCUGAGAUGUCUCUCUGCAUCUUUCUUUUUAAAUUGAUUCUUUUUAGUUAUACACAGCAGUAGGAUGUAUUUGACAUAAUUAUACAUGCAUGGAAUAUGUAUCUUUUUUUUUUUGUGGGGAUGGUACCAGGGAUUGAACUCAGGGGCACUCAACCACUGAGCCACAUCCCCAGCCCUACUUUGUAUUUUAUUUAGAGACAGGGUCUCACUGAGUUGCUUAGUGCCUCACUUUUGCUGAGACUGGCUUUGAACUUGUAAUCCUCCUGCCUCAGCUUCCCGAGCUGCUGGGAUUACAGGCGUGUGCCACCACACCCGACAUGGAAUAUAUCUUGUUCUGAUUCAAAUUCCAGUACCUCCUCCUUCCCUUCCUGUUCCCCUCUCCCUUCUGUACCUCUCAGGUAUUGAUGUCUUCAUCAAACUUCCCUCUUCGUUUGGCUCCUCACCAGAUGUUAGGACACCACAACUAAAACUUUGUUCAGGGCUGUAUCUUUAACAACUUGAGAUAUCAUUUGCAUAUAAAAGGCACCCCUGCCAAGCCUCCAAGGCAAUGAUCUUUAGUAAAUUGACUUCAGGGUGCUGUCAUCACCCUGCUCCCCACCCCAUAAGAUCUCUCAAGCUCAAUUAAUUUACAAUUUAUUACAAUUAAUUUACAAUUAAUCCUUUCCUCCCUCAGCCCCCAGGCAACUGCUGAUCCACUUUCUGUCUCUAAAAAAGUCUCUCUUCUAGACGUUUCUUAUAAAUGGAAUCACGUGUGGUGUGGUCUCUUAUGUCUGCUUGCCACUCUCAGCAUGGUGGUUUUGAGGUUCACCCUGGCCACAGUGUGUGGUUCAUUCCUUGUCAUCGCCAAAUAGAAUGCCAUUGUGCGGAUGUGUCCGUCUGUUUAUCCGUUCACAGGUUGACGGACAGCCCGUGAUGUUUCCACUCUUUGUAGGAACAUUCAGGAGCAAGAUUUUGUGCACAGGGGGCUCCAUUUCUCCUAAGUAAAUAUCUGCAGUGGGACUGUGGGGCCUUAGGGUAACUUUUUAAGAAACUGCCAAAUUGCUUUCCAAAGUGGCUGCACCAGCAACAGAUGAGAGCCCUGGUUUCCUCCCCUGGGCUGCUCAGUGCUUGGAACUGUCUGACUUUUGGAUGAUAGUCACCCUAAUGGGUGUGAAAUGGCAUCACAUUGUGCUCCCUCAGUAUUUAAGUGAAUAAAUGCAUUAUCUCUGAAGCCAGAGAGAACUUGACUUUGAACCCUGGUGGUCAUACUUAAUGAGGUUUAUGCCCUGGAGCAAGUCACUUCCGUGGAGAGGCUGAAGGAUUUCACACAGUGAGAUAAAGCAGUGAUACCCUAAGGAACAGAGGGCCUGCUAUGGAUCUCGUGCCCACCAGGAUGAAGCCGGUAGCAGCCUGGCCACCUCUGUGACCAUCGUCUUCGUCAUCAUCAUCAUCAUCAUCAUCAUCAUCGUCAAGCCUGCAUCAUGACAGGGACUGUGGCAGGGACAGUUCCAGGUUCCAUUGGAGGCACCUGGCCUGUGUUCAUGUUUUAAUCUGUGACUCUGUUUCUAUAACCAUCCCUGUUUUCGAGAUGAGAAAGGGGACACAGAAGGGGGACACUUGCCCCAAAUCACAAAGUUGGCGAGUCACAAAGCCAGUUCCAGAGCCCAGCCCUCCAUCAUCACAUCACACUUCCUGCCCUUACAAGGCAAACUGGAGAAGUGCCAUUCUUAGAGAAAACAGACCAAAAUCAAGUGGAAAAGAGGAGAGAGGACCACGGCGUCAUCGGAGCAUGGGCCUGGACGGGACAUCCCGGCUGAGGCUGCUCAGGAGGAGGCCCGUGGUGGAAUUUGCUCUUCUUUUUUGCAUAGGGACACAGCCCUGGGAACAGAGCUCAAGGCAUCUUUUGUGCUCGUGUUCCACAGUGAGUGACGUCACGGGCACUGCUAGGUCUUUAGCAUUUCUGCCAGAUAAAGAGCUCAGAGCACUUGUUCUGGAGAGGAGAGCAAGGUGACUUGCAGCGGGGGGCUUGCAUCUUCAAAGAAGCAGUGGCUGUGACCAUGGAGACAAGCCCAGACAGGUUCUUCUUCCCGGGAAACCACUGGCUGUACUUCUCUGUGUACCUCUUCUCCUUCCUUGUGGGGCUCCCGCUCAACCUGGUGGCCCUGGUGAUCUUCGUGGGCAAGCUGCGGCGCCGCCCGGUGGCGGUGGACAUUCUCCUGCUCAACAUGACCCUCUCGGACCUGCUCCUGCUGCUCUUCCUGCCGUUCCGCAUGGUGGAGGCGGCCAGUGGCAUGCGCUGGCCGCUGCCCUUCAUCCUCUGCCCCCUGUCCGGGUUCCUCUUCUUCACCAGCAUCUAUCUCACAUCCCUCUUCCUGGCAGCCGUGAGCACUGAGCGCUUCCUGAGCGUGGCCUACCCGAUAUGGUACAAGACUCGGCCGAGGCUGGGCCAGGCUACCCUGGUCAGUGGCAUCUGCUGGCUCCUGGCGGCUUCUCACUGCAGCGUGGUCUACGUCGUUGAAUUCUCUGGGGAUCAAUCCCACAGCCAGGGAUCCAACGGGACCUGCUACCUGGAAUUCCAGGAGGACCAGCUGGCCUUUUUGCUGCCCGUCCGGCUGGAGAUGGCCGUGAUUCUUUUUGGGGUGCCCCUGCUCAUCAGCGGUUUCUGCUACAGUCGCCUCGUGUGGAUCCUCAGCAGGGGGACCAGCCGGCGCAGGCGCAGGAGGGUGGUGGGGCUCGUGGUGGCCACGCUGCUCAACUUCCUCGUGUGCUUCGGGCCCUACAACAUGUCCCACCUGGUGGGCUACCUCGAGGGUCAGAGCCCCACCUGGAGGAGUUACGUGCUGCUCCUCAGCACCCUGAAUUCCUGCGUGGACCCCCUUGUCUACUAUUUCUCAUCCUCUAGGUUCCAAGCCGAUUUCCAGGAGCUGCUGAGGAGGCUGAUGGGCGGCUGCAGCCCUUGGAGGCUGGAGGUUAGCGUGGAGUUGAAGGUCAAGGGUGGAGGAGAGGGGCAGGUGCAGGACUGUCCGACCUAGAGAGCAGGGACAGACUCCAGGAAGGCUAGGGAACAGGUAGCCCCAAGGUCUGGGCUGAGAGUGUGGUCCUCUGGGGCAGGGAGGUGCAGCAGAUCCAUGUCCCCAGGGCAGGACCAUGCCAUGCCGUGACAGGACGACUGGAUAUGGCUCAGGGGCAGAGCAGACACCCUGCCCCCUUAGGGAUGUGCUCAGAGAAGCCAGCUCCUGAUUUUUGCCUCUUCCGGUUCUCCCAUCUGCUCUGGAUUUGACUCUGGGAAGUUGUCAGGAUCCGAGACUUCUCUGGAAGAAAAUGACCUCCCCCAGCGUCGCCCCCCCCCCCGCCCCCAGCCCUGACAGCAACAGGCCAAUUCCUGUGUCUUUCUGAGGGAAAAGGAGGAAAGAGUGGUGCCCAGGGUCAGAGGGAGCAGCCUGGCGCCAGGAGAGGGGAGAGGGAGGAGUUCACUCUUCAGGUCGGGAAGGGAGCAGACAGGCCCCAGGGGUGGGGAGCAACCUGCCCUCGGUGGGCUGUACCGGAAAGUUCCCAGUGCUCAAAGAAUUCAGAUCUUCAGGGACGGUUUGUGAACCAUGACAGAGAAAAGUCACCCAAAUAAAUUGGUAGCGAGCAAAAGAGAAUGGUCUCUCUUUAUUCUCCUUUUUUCUCACGUGGUGAAUGGAAGCAUCAACACCCAGACUCCAAAGGGAAAGAACUAGACGACAGGAUGCCUCUGGCCGAGGCUCUGGGUCAGGGAAAAGAAAAAUAAUAGUGAACCAUCUUAGGAGCUGGCUGGAUCCAUUACCUCCUCAAUAGCCACACGGUGGGGACGACAUUAUCACCAUUUGGCAGAGCAGGGAACCAGCCCAGAGAGGCCAAGUAUUCCCCUGAGAUGGCAGAGCUAGCCUAGUGCGUGACUGGAGGAGGACUGGAAAUUGGACUCCAAAACCUAAACCCCCAGCCCACUCUGCAUCCUUCCUUCAGCUGUGGGUCAGUCUGCAGUGACCUGGCUCAGGCCAACUUCCAAAGUUGGGGAACUCGGUAUAAAAAGUAGGAAAAAAGUAAACAGGCCCCAAGGAGAGACAAAAUCAGAGGCAAAGCAGGUCUGUUCUCUGUGCAGGUCCAUUCUCCUCCCAGGAAAGAAAUACGUGCAAAAAAUAAUAAUAAUUAUUAAUUAAUUAAGGUCAUUAGCACAGUUGACUUCAGAUGGUGACAAACAUAGAUGGACCUUCUUAAAAGCUGUUUUUGCUGAGAUGUGGUCAUCGUGCAAGUUUUCGCUCUGCACUGAGGGGUGACACAUGAGAAACAGCUGGUCAGGCCUCCCUUCCCCGCAGGGCAACCAGAGAAACGUUGGCGCCUGUUUGUACUCAGUCUUAUUGCCAAAGCAUUUAUUGAUCACCUACUAGGGGUAGAUGGUUGAGCUCAGA